AUGGCAAGCCUAGGCUACUGGCUUCUGCCAACGGCUGCCCUUAAUACACCAGAAGCUGUCAGCACCACCAGACUCUACAGCAAGGGAAUGUACUGCAAUGUACAAGAGUUGGUGACGUCAGUAGGGAAUGGCAGGAUGGGAAUGGUGAAUGUUUUCCAGAAAGAAAUUCUUGUAGCUGAAAGCCCAAACGUCUUCAAGUCUUGUCGAGAUUUGAAAAACUCGACACUUCCAAGACAACUGAUCCAACUGUCGUAUGGUCUUGUCGUCAUGUGUGACACAGUGACAGAUGGAGGUGGCUGGACAAUUUUCCAGCGUCGAGUCAAUGGAUCAAUUGACUUCUACAGAAACUGGACGGAGUACAAGUACGGGUUUGGAGAUUACAAGAUUGGAGACUUUUACCUGAGCAAUGAGAACAUCUACUGUCUUAACCUUAUAUAUCCUCACGAGCUACGAAUUGAUAUGAUUUACAAAGGGACCAGCUAUUUCGCGUAUUACUCUAACUUUACACUCUCAUCUGAAAAAAAAAUGUACAAGAUAUCUGUCAAAGGCUACUUGGGGACAAAAAAAGAUUCCUUCACCGUGAACAACAACCAAGAAUUUACCACAUAUGAUGUGGAUAACGACAAUGUUGGUAACAACAACUGCGCUGUCAUGUACCACGGGGUGUGGUGGUACAACGCCUGCCACACCAUCCAUCUGAACGGUAAAGUCAACAGCAAGGGUUUAAUUUGGCAAAGUAUCACUGGAAACUACGACAGUGUCAGUUGUUGUGAAAUGAAAAUUAGACCACGUCAGUAA
Messenger RNA from Physella acuta, 798 nucleotides. RefSeq names its product ficolin-2-like. The record is from RefSeq and is a predicted model, not a curated record. Lineage: Eukaryota; Metazoa; Mollusca; Gastropoda; Physidae.